This is a messenger RNA of Menidia menidia (Atlantic silverside), 4546 nucleotides long. The record is from the annotation of a GenBank genome assembly. NCBI's taxonomy places the organism in Eukaryota, Metazoa, Chordata, Actinopteri, Atheriniformes, Atherinopsidae.
AUGGUCCUUCGGGAGGGAGGUGCUGCUGAGGGGAACAGCGCAGUUGCGACAGCAGUAAACAGAGUAUUCUCAACCAAGCUUGAUGGGACAUCCCGCCUCUCCCGCUUUGAACGAUCCAGGUUUGAGGCAGUGUCUGUCAGGAUGGCGCAGUGGAACCAGUUACAGCAGCUGGAGACCAGAUAUCUGGAGCAACUCUACCACCUCUACAGCGACAGCUUUCCUAUGGAGCUACGGCAGUUCCUCGCCCCUUGGAUUGAGAGUCAGGACUGGGCCUACGCUGCCAACAAGGAGUCCCACGCUACCUUGGUGUUCCACAACCUUUUGGGUGAAAUAGACCAGCAGUACAGCCGUUUCCUGCAGGAGAACAACGUGCUCUACCAGCACAACCUGCGCAGGAUUAAACAGCAUCUGCAGAGCAAAUACCUGGAAAAGCCCAUGGAUAUCGCCCGCAUUGUGGCCCGCUGCUUGUGGGAGGAGCAAAGGCUACUCCAGACUGCCACCACUGCUUCACAGGACGGCCAGGCAGCCCACCCCACUGGGACGGUGGUCACAGAGAAGCAGCAAAUCCUGGAGCACAACCUUCAAGACAUCAGGAAGCGAGUGCAGGAUAUGGAGCAGAAGAUGAAGAUGCUCGAAAACCUGCAGGAUGACUUUGACUUUAAUUACAAAACCUUGAAGAGCCAAGGGGAGUUAUCCCAGGACCUGAACGGAAACAGCCAGGCAGCUGCCACGAGACAGAAGAUGGCUCAGCUCGAGCAGAUGCUCACCGCGCUCGACCAGCUCAGGAGGCAAAUUGUGACAGAGAUGGGGGGCUUGCUGACUGCCAUGGAUUAUGUACAGAAGAAUCUGACAGAUGAAGAGCUGGCAGACUGGAAGAGAAGACAGCAGAUCGCCUGUAUCGGCGGCCCACCAAACAUCUGUCUCGAUCGCCUUGAAACAUGGAUUACGUCCUUGGCCGAGUCCCAGCUCCAGAUCCGUCAGCAGAUCAAAAAGCUGGAGGAGCUUCAGCAGAAGGUUUCCUACAAAGGAGACCCCAUCAUUCAGCACCGGCCCGCUCUGGAGGAGAAAAUAGUCGAUCUGUUCAGAAAUCUCAUGAAGAGUGCAUUUGUGGUUGAGAGACAGCCGUGCAUGCCCAUGCAUCCAGACAGACCUCUGGUCAUAAAAACAGGAGUGCAGUUCACAAAUAAAGUCAGGUUACUGGUUAAGUUCCCUGAGCUCAAUUAUCAGCUGAAAAUCAAAGUUUGCAUUGACAAGGAAUCAGGCGACGUGGCUGCAAUACGCGGGUCUCGAAAGUUUAACAUCCUCGGCACUAACACAAAAGUUAUGAACAUGGAGGAGUCCAACAAUGGGAGCCUGUCAGCAGAGUUUAAACACUUGACCUUGAGAGAACAGAGGUGUGGUAAUGGUGGGCGCACCAAUAGUGAUGCCUCUCUGAUUGUUACAGAGGAGCUCCAUCUCAUCACUUUUGAAACGGAAGUCUAUCACCAAGGCCUGAAGAUAGAUCUGGAGACUCAUUCCCUGCCUGUGGUGGUCAUUUCAAACAUCUGCCAGAUGCCCAACGCCUGGGCUUCCAUCCUGUGGUACAACAUGCUCACCAACCACCCAAAGAAUGUGAACUUUUUCACCAAACCCCCGGUGGGCACGUGGGACCAGGUGGCCGAGGUGUUGAGCUGGCAGUUCUCCUCAACCACCAAAAGAGGCCUCACCAUCGAGCAGCUCACCACACUGGCUGAAAAACUACUUGGGCCUUGUGUCAACUACUCGGGGUGUCAAAUCACAUGGGCAAAGUUCUGUAAGGAAAACAUGGCUGGGAAAGGCUUCUCCUUCUGGGUGUGGUUGGAUAAUAUUAUUGACCUGGUGAAGAAGUAUAUCCUCGCUCUGUGGAAUGAAGGGUAUAUAAUGGGCUUCAUCAGUAAAGAGAGGGAAAGAGCCAUUCUGAGCCCAAAACCUCCCGGCACGUUUCUUCUGCGCUUCAGCGAGAGCAGCAAGGAGGGGGGCAUUACGUUUACUUGGGUGGAGAAAGACAUCAAUGGAAAGACCCAGAUUCAGUCAGUGGAGCCGUACACGAAGCAGCAGCUCAACAGCAUGUCUUUUGCCGACAUCAUCAUGGGCUACAAGAUCAUGGAUGCCACCAACAUCUUGGUUUCGCCGCUCGUUCACCUGUUUCCUGAGAUCCCCAAAGAGGAAGCCUUCGGGAAAUACUGCAGGCCAGAAGCAGCUCACGAGCCCGAGGCAGGAGGAGAUUCCACAAGCACGAUCCAGCCAUACUUGAAGACAAAGUUCAUCUGUGUCACCCCGUGUCCCUCCGUGUUCAUGGACUUGGCGGACAGUGAGCUGCUUGGGAACGGAUUCCCAGGCACAAACUCGGGAAACACCAGUGACCUGUUCCCAAUGUCGCCUCGCACCCUCGACUCGCUGAUGCACAAUGAAGCUGAGACUAAUCCAGGACAUUUGGAAUCAAUCACCGUGGAUAUGGAUUUAGCAUCACCCAUGUGAAAGUAAACCUCCUCAGUUUCAGUCUUUUCGUCAGGAUCUGACAUGGGGAUGGAAUGAUGAUUUGUUUUUCCAUCUGUACUUGCAGUAUGUCUGUCUAAAGUCUUUGAAAAAUGUUGUCUUGACGAUGAUCUUAUGUUGAUUUGGACUAUAGUCCCAGGUUUCAUCUAAAUCUCUCCUUUAUGUUUUUAAGUAUCUUAAAACAUUUAUGCAAAGGAAUUGUAUUUUUGAGAACAGUUUAUUUGUGUUUUCUUAACUUUUUAAAUGUUUAUUAACUAUUGUUUUCUUUUCUUUGAAUAAGAAAAUGCAGUUAGAUAAAUCAUUGUAUAAGCUAUGUGCUGCUUUGUAAUAGUUCUGGUUUUGGAUGUAUUUUUUUCCCCACCGUGUUGAUGCCAAAUGUGUAAUCACUGUAAGUGUGGUUCCUUCUUAACUUGGUUUAAAAUGGUUUCUGUUUCAUGACAGUUUUUACAAAAAAUAGAAUAUAUAUUAUAUUUACGGGAGCAAGUGAGAAUGUUAUUACAGUGGAAAGAGAUAAAAAAUCAAGUCAUUUAUUGCUAUCGUGAGGUUUUGUUCCUCUAAACUUCCUUUUUCUUUUCAUCCAGUGUGAAUUAUGUCAUAGUUAGUGUACAUGCGGGGCAAUUUUCUCAUACUCACUUAAAUUCUGUAUCUCAUUAUAAUUGGAGUUGCUUUUGAAAUGUUUUGUUUUUCCUGAUUUCACCUGAUAUGAUGAGAUGUUAAAUGUAUAAAUGUAUUUCAUUAUCAAUUUGUUUCUGGGUGCACAUACAGGAUGUGUGUUGUAUUUUUUUUAAAUCUGAUUAAUCCAAUUAGGAGACCGUCAGUUAAAUGCAGUGCCUGCCACAUCUUUCUUUAUUAAAACUUGAAGAUGCUCAUUUUCUGCCACUUCAGUGUUCAUCACCGGUGACACUGCAUGUUUUUCAUCCCCUCUGUUGGCCAUGUUUUACUCUGAUCACAGGUUUAUGAUUCAAAUGCAGAAAUAUUUUCAAAUCCUGGCUUUUCCUGAACAAUGGCACACUGAUUAACCUCCCUGUGAAAAUAGCAUAUUACUUCAAGUGUAAAUAAAUUAUUGUAAUUGAUCACUUUUGUCAACAUGUUUUGGUUAUUUAUAAAAGGAAUCGUCUCGGUAUGGCGAUGAGAUUGUGAUUCGAAACAUGUUUUUAGCUACUUUUUCCUGUAAGCAUGUGAAAAUCACAGAAACGGAGGUGCUCAAUGGAAAAUGUACCCAAACAUCCAUUUUUUGGGUCGCGUUGGGAAGUAAUAUAAGAUUUAUCCACAUAUGAGGUGCAUGUUGUGUGUAGGAAUCUUAUCCUUUUUAUAAUUUGGAAUGUAAAAGAUCAUAGAUGACAUGGAGUGAAAAAAUCUGGGCCUUUCAGACUAUAGCUAAUGUAAAACCCAGAGAGAUAUUUUGACUUGUACCCACUGUCUCUGAACAUGAGCCACUCAGUGAGCCAAUCAGACCUCACCUAUCCUCCUCCUUUCGUGCUGAAUAGCCUCAACCUUCAAAUUGAAACUUUUGUUCAGGGUUCUUGUUUUUUAUUGACUUCAUAGUUCUCUUAUGAACUAACAAUGAAAUAAAUGACAGAAUAAUGUGCGAGCAGUACUCAUUUCAUUUUGUUUCCAAGCAAUGAAAUCUCUCCCCUAAAUGACAGCAACAGGCAAAGACCAGGAACCUGGAAAGAGAAAUUUGCACCUGCACACAGAUCACUCUCAGGGUAUUAAUUCUAAAAAGAGAUCAAAGGAUUAUUAACAAGGAGUGAAUUAAUGUGACAUAAAUUAUAUGAAGGUACAGUACAGAGAGCGUGGUACAUGGCAUGUACACAUAUAUCUUUUUACAUUCCUUUCACUCUCAAAUGAAAGCAAAGUGUGUUUAGAAUAAACUGUUGCGGCACAGAAAAAAUGUUUCUUGUAUAAACAAAUAAAAAGGUGUCAAACAAACCCUCUGUGAACAGAGGUCAAUGACGAGGUUUCUCUCCAUGAAACUCCGAUUUCAUUUUGGAGAUCCCACACACGACAGCCCAGACCAAUGAUGCCUUUU